CGUCAGGGCUCAGGGCCGGAAGUGGAGUGGGGGGCGGCGCGGAGCUCCCCAGGUUGGUGGCCGGUGGGGCAGUUGAGGCGGCGCGGUACCUCUCCGCUUUGGGCUCCUGAUGGAACCCGCACCGGAUCCCGGGCCGGGGUUCUGCUGCAAGCCUGGCGGGCGGCUAGACAUGAGCCACGGCUUCGUGCACCAUAUUCGACGGAACCAGCUGGCCCGGGACGACUACGACAAGAAGGUGAAGCAGGCAGCCAAGGAGAAGGCGAAGAGGCGGCACACGCCCGCGCCCACGCGGCCCCGCAAGCCCGACCUGCAGGUGUACCUACCGCGACACCGAGAUGGCUCCAUGCACCCAAGCAACCCAGACUGUGAGGGGUCCAGUGAAAGCAGUAGUGGCAGCUCUGAGCAGGAGCCUUCUGGCCAUCAGCUCUUCUGCUUAGAAUAUGAGGCAGACAGCGGAGAGGUCACCUCCGUUAUCGUGUAUCAGGAGGAUGAUCCAGGAAGGGUGAGUGAGGAGGUGUCAGCACACACGCCUCUGGAUCCACCCAUGCGAGAGGCCCUCAAGUUGCGCAUCCAGGAGGAGAUUGCAAAGCGCCAAAGCCAACACUGACUGGGCUGAAGGCAUUCUCUCCAGGCUGGAGUCACUGCCCAGGAAGCUUACCCCUAGUUUAGGGGUACCAAGACCAGGCUGGGCUGAUCCUGAGAUACACAACUGCAACAGAGCUACUGCCGCAUCCACAGGAAAGGGUGUUGCAGGGACUAUACCUGACCACCUCCCUUGCAGCCAGCCUAAUAUUCUGAAAUGUUUUGAGAGUUUUGUUUGGCAAACUUGGUGUUCUGGAAGGAGAGAUUCCAGGGAGUGCUGAGGUUAUGAAACCUUGUGCCAACAUGUUGCUUUCUCACUGAGGUCACAGGCCACAGGGGCUGCUGCUCCAUUCAGUUCAAUGGGCCAUGUUUGUUAUUUUAUGGUUCCUUCCAGCUUUUUCUGCUCAUUUCCAUUCAUGUUCUCCUAUAGCUUCUUUUCAGCUCUGUUGCUUUGUUCUUUCCUUCUCAUCAUUUUAUCUCAGAAUCCAUCAGUUGUACCCCACCCCCAAUCUCCCAACGUGACUGUGCACCUCUAGCAGGUCAGGAGUGGGAGGUGGGAGAUUCUGGGGUCUGUCAUUCUGACAACCUCUUCUGGUAAUUCUGAUUCCAAUAAGUGGAAGAUCAUUUUUGAGGCCAACUUGCAAGUGUCUCCCUCCACUUCCAAGGCUUUUAAAGUUUCUCUCAUGCCCUGCUGCUCUGCAUUGUCUUGAUAAGGAGACAUAGGAAGAUAAUGCCAGAACUAAACUCCCAAGGAUUUCUUCCAGCAAAACCUGCCUUAGGGCUAUAGAAUUCUAGCCUUUGACCUCCCUACUUGUGAACAUCCUCUGCUCAGGCUAAAGAGCAGAGCAAACAAACUUAAAACUGACUCUCCAAAUUUGAUCUGACAGUCUUAGAUGUAUGUACAGAGGGAAUUUCAAUAAUAGCAAUAAUCACCUACUCAGAGCCCAGUUAUAAAAAAGGGGAUGAGGUCCUGAACAAUGGGCAGUAAAAUGAGCCUCCCCUUUGCUCUUCCCCCACCCCAUCCUUUCUCUUUUGCUACUUCCCAGGAGUAUAUAAACUGAAAGUAUUAAAAUAAAGAUCCCAGAAAUAUCACCCCUUUCACCUAAAUAUUUUUCCUAACACAGGGUUAGGCUGAGGUCUGAAAAGUCCAUAAAACAUCUUGUGCACUGAAGUUCCAAGCCACUUCAGCUUUCCAGCAAAUCAGCCUAACCUCAGUGACUUGAAGUACAGGUGUUAAGUGAAGCCCAUGAACACAGACUUAUCAAAACCAAAGUUCCCCUGCCCUUGGGUUUUCUCCACAUCAGGAUCUCAAGAUCAGUCUGGUUAUUCCCAUCUCAGCAGUUUCUCUCUUAAAGGACACCUGGGGGCACUGUUGGCUUUUGCCCUACCCCUCUCAAAAUCUACUGCCUCAGAAAUGAGGCAAGGCAGCUACUUAAACUAUAUCAUUAAAAUGCAGCAAGCCACAGCUUGCAUCUCCAGAGGAAUGCUGGGAAGGUGAGUGAGGUGGAUAAGAAGGGCCUGGUUGUGAAGAGAGCCAGGACCAGAGUGCUCCUGAUCCACAAAGCUGGCCCAAGGUUAAAUGCCCAGUUGUGCCUUCAGAGGAGAAAGUUUAACCUCUACUUAGCGGGCCAGAAGUGCCUUUUCAUUUGUAAUGUGAACUAUCCUCCAGAGCCUCCUGGAUGAAGGAGACUGUGCCAUAGUCUAUCCCCAGUCUUCCUGCAGCUCAGAGGACCUAUCAUUGUUGUCUUCCAGCUCUUCAGCUGAUCUUCUGACUUGGACAUAGGAUUUCACUGGAACUCUUAGGCUUCUUCCUAGUCUGGAUAUACUUUUGGGGUCUGUCUGCUUACACCUGGAUGUCCUGUUUCAUGGAUUUAUUACAGAAUUUAUUAAGACCAGAAGAGGAGGUUGGGGACAUGACACCUGAAAUUGUAACCACCAUUUCUGUUUGUGAGAAGUAUGUGCCUAAUGUGUUCUUUUAUGCGUUUGUCAUGUAAUCUUCACACUCUCAGGUAAGAGACUGAUAGGAGCUCCUUGCUCAUAAACUUUUUUUCCUGAGGCACUUUGUUUAUCAAGCGCAUAUAAAAACUUUUGCACCCAGAAAACAUUCUAAUUCUUUGCUAACUUAAGCUGUAUGACUAUAUAAAGCACUAAGCCUGGUACUUAAAAUAAAUGUUGUCCUUUAUAGGAAGCUGUUGUGCUGGUGCCAUUGCUGCAGAUGUGCGUGAAAUGCUUCUCUGGUGAUGGCCCUUAGCCAUCUGACAGCCUUAUAGUUCAGGCCCACUGCUUGUUGCCACUCCUCAUCUGGGCUCCAAGGUGGUUCUAUCCAGUUUAUUCAUGAGACUUGCCUCCACAGAUAUUUCAACUGUUCUCAAAAAUCAGUGCUUUUCCAUCAAGGAAUGUGUUCCAGAGCAUUUCCCACAGACUCUAGUUGUCCCAAAGAGGAUUGUCCCGUGCUGUUAGGUGCAGUACCAACAGCGCUGGAUCAGUUAGAGCUUUCUAGCAGGCUGCUUCAGAAUCAACUCAUUUGACUAGAUAUGUUCUUGACUGUCUUAAAAAAAAAAAUGUCUGGUAGCCUGAUGAGCACAUCUCAAACCCAUCCAAAAUGAAAUGUUCUUUACUUACUGAGGGGUCAGCCUUGGAUAUUAAAGCUUUGUGUUUCCUGGGCCAUGAUGGUAGUAUUUUAAAUGGAAGGAAAACGGGGUUUACAGGGGCUUUGGGCUGUACAAGAGUAAACACUAAAGCUUGAGUUCAGCCAGUUGGCAAGCAUAGAAGUUUUUGAAUGCAGUGCAAGAAGGGAAAAGACAAAUGUAAAACUUUUUGUACUGAGUGAGAGUAGGAGCAUGUGGAGGAUGGCCAGCCAGCCAGUAAGACCAAUGUGGGCAAUAAAUGCUUCUCCUUGUGGAUGAGCCUUUGAAAGGGACAUUCUAUCUCCAUAGUCCCUCCAUAGUCCCCCUCCAUAGUCUCCAUAGAUCUCUGAGGAGAUCUGCCAAGUAGCAAUUAGACCAUGGGGCUGGAAGAAACCCUGUUGUGCAUAUGGCAGAACCCAUGGAUGGUAGGGUAGUCAAGUCCCAGUUGGCUCAUAAAUGUAAAUGAGGCCUUUGCAAAUAGAAAGAGGAAUAAAGACAUUACUUUCCUACCUCUGAGCCUUGUUUUGGGAGAAUCACUACUAAAUGUUGACAAUUAUUUGAAUUAUUUUAAACUCCCUGUUGAACUCCUGUCCUGUCCCUGAGAAAUCAGAUAACCAAGAAGCAGUAGGCACCUACCCUAAGUUUCCCCAAUAGUUGGAGUGAUGCUAGAAAUGAAAGCCUUCUGAGGGAAUGGCUCCUCUGCCUUCUCAGAAUCAGAGACUGACUGCACUGGUGAUGUUGUGGUGUUCAGUGCACAAAAGUCAUCCAUUCUUGUUUUCUUGUUACCAGUGUUUCUGCUGUGGAUAAAUAAAAUGAAGUGUACAAAUUAUUGAAAAUCCUGGAAAGUACUUUUCAAAUCCAGUAUUCUUUUAACCAAUAAACUUUAUUUUUACAGCA
Messenger RNA from Manis javanica (Malayan pangolin), 4106 nucleotides. RefSeq names its product chromosome 1 C2orf68 homolog (gene C1H2orf68). NCBI's taxonomy places the organism in Eukaryota, Metazoa, Chordata, Mammalia, Pholidota, Manidae. The record is from RefSeq and is a predicted model, not a curated record.